Messenger RNA from Rodentolepis nana, 216 nucleotides. The record is from the annotation of a GenBank genome assembly. NCBI's taxonomy places the organism in Eukaryota, Metazoa, Platyhelminthes, Cestoda, Cyclophyllidea, Hymenolepididae.
AUGUCGAGUAGAGAGAAACCACGCGAAAUACAGAAAAAGAAUGCACAAGACCUCCUAGAGGCACAGGACUGUGUUGCCUGUCGGAUAUUCGGUUCAACAGCAUGUCUGGCUAUGGCCGGAUACACAGCUUACUGGAGCUAUAGGCAACAAGCUCAAUAUAAAGGACCAACCCGAAUGAUCUAUUUGGCUUCGUGCAUCGGCCUUGCCUCUGGUUAG